Molecule: messenger RNA, 1179 nt
Organism: Striga asiatica
Lineage: Eukaryota; Viridiplantae; Streptophyta; Magnoliopsida; Lamiales; Orobanchaceae
Source: the annotation of a GenBank genome assembly
AUGGAGAAUAUCAAACACAAACACAUCCGCACAAACGGCAUAAACAUCCACGUGGCGGAGAUCGGCGACGGGCCCGCCAUCCUGUUCCUCCACGGCUUCCCCGAGCUCUGGUACACGUGGCGCCACCAGAUGCUGUCUCUAUCCUCCAGGGGCUACUGCGCCGUCGCCCCCGACCUCCGCGGCUACGGCGACUCCGACGCGCCGCCGCGGUCCUCCAGCUACACCGCCUUCCACAUCGUCGGCGACCUGGUGGGCUUGCUGGAUGCCCUGGGCCUGGACCGGGUUUUCCUGGUGGGCCACGACUGGGGAGCCGUCGUCGCCUGGUACUUUUGCUUGCUCCGGCCCGAUAGGGUUAGGGCUCUUGUGAACAUGAGCGUUGUGUUUCAGCCUAGGAACCCGAAUAGGAGGCCCGUGGAGUCGAUGCGGGCCAUUCUUGCUUUGCUUGUUUACACCCCUCUAACUGAACCUGGGGAGGCCGAGGAGGAGUUUGCCCGUGUGGACACCAAAAGAUUGAUCAAGAAAUUCUUAACGUCAAGAAAUCCAGCUCCUCUUCGUGUUCCGAAAGAGGUUGGAUUUGGGGGCUCGUCUCAAAAACCAAUUACGAUGCCCUCUUGGUUAUCGGAAGAGGAUGUUGAGUAUUACGCAAGUAAAUUCAAUCAGAAUGGAUUCACUGGUGGACUGAACUACUAUCGAGCAAUGGAUUUAAAUUGGGAGCUCAUGGCACCAUGGACCGGUGUACAAAUAAAAGUUCCCGUAAAGUUCAUUGUUGGGGAUCUCGACUUAACUUAUAAUACACCGGGUGUGAAGGAAUAUAUACACAAUGGUGGGUUCAAAAGGCACGUGCCGUUUUUGCAAGAAGUGGUUAUUAUGGAAGGAGUUGCCCAUUUUAUCAACCAAGAAAAACCAGAGGAAGUUAAUCAACAUAUUUACGACUUCUUUCAGGUAUUCUGAUGUGUUUUGAGCUCUUAUAGGCCAGGUAAAAUCUAGUUGGAGUUGAUUAUAGGCCCACCAUAUUGUGUUUAUAUGUUGUAUUUAUAAUGUGUUUUAUGGGAUUUACGACGAUAAACACUGUAAUGGUUCGGACCGUAGCCCGUUUGUGUAAUGUGAAAACCUACCUUUGUUAAUCUCGGAGUUGAACACGUUGUUUGUUUUGUCUGUAUGAUAAGUGUUGAUAACAAA